Elaeis guineensis (African oil palm) is the source of this 1414-nucleotide messenger RNA. RefSeq lists its product as uncharacterized. The record is from RefSeq and is a predicted model, not a curated record. Lineage: Eukaryota; Viridiplantae; Streptophyta; Magnoliopsida; Arecales; Arecaceae.
UUCCAGCACCAACCAUAGCAAGAACAGGAACAACUCAAGGAAGAAUAAACAAGAAAGACUUGUUCCACUCUAAUGUUGACGAAGUUUCACAAGACUAUAUUGGCUAAUUGAUUCAGUAGAAGAACAGAGGCAGAGUUACGGAAGAUAACGACGAGAUUAGAGGCAUUAAGCCAAUAUGCAUGCCAAGACCGACUCGGAGGUGACGAGUUUGGCAGCGUCGUCCCCGGCUAGAUCUCCGAGAAGGCAUGUCUACUACGUCCAGAGCCCGUCGAGGGACUCCCACGACGGCGAGAAGACGGCGACGUCGUUCCACUCGACGCCGGUCCUCAGCCCAAUGGCCUCGCCGCGGCAUUCCCACUCCUCGGUGGGGCACCACUCCCGUGACUCGUCCUCGAGCCGCUUCUCGGGCGCGUUGAAGAAGGUGGCGAACAAUGAUGGAGGUAAGGGUGGCCGCCGGAAGAGCGAGAAGACAUGGAAGGAGUUCACAGUCAUAGAGGAGGAAGGAGGCCUCCUUGAGGAUGAGGAGGAGGGGAAGGGGUUUCGACGCCGGCUUUACUUCCUUGGGUUUAUCCUGGCUUUCGUUGUUCUCUUCUCUUUCUUUGCGUUGAUCCUUUGGGGAGCCAGCAGAUCACAGAGGCCUCAGAUCACCAUGAAGAGCAUCACAUUUGAGAGUUUCAUCAUCCAAGCUGGAACUGAUGCAUCGCUGGUGCCGACCGACAUGGCUACAUUGAACUCCACUGUAAAGCUUACAUUCCGAAACACCGGGACCUUCUUCGGUGUUCAUUCGACCUCGACACCAUUUGAUCUCACCUACAACCAACUCACAUUGGCCAGUGGGAAUAUGAACAAUUUUUAUCAGUCAAGGAAAAGCCAAAGAACUCUCAAUGUGGUGGUGUCUGGGAACAAGAUUCCACUGUAUGGAGGAGGGCCAAGCCUGACCAAUUCCCCUGGAAAGACCAACACUAGUGUCCCAGUGCCACUUAACCUUAGUUUCAUGAUGAGAUCAAGGGCCUAUGUGUUAGGGCAACUUGUGAAGCCCAAAUUCUACACAACGGUCCAAUGCUCUGUUGCUAUGGACCAGACCAAGCUCAACACUCCAGUCUCCCUCAAGAAAUCUUGUCAAUACUCUUGAGAACAAAUGGAGCCAUGUGAGGAGAAAGAGAACAACAAGAUCAGUAUCACAUAUAGAAGAUUAAUUCCUCGGUUGAUCCAUAGACAUAUUAUGUUUGUUUUUAUGCCAAGUGGGAAAUUUUUAAUAGAAUCAUGGGGUGUGAUUUUUUUUUUUGGGGGGUAGCAAACAAGCAAUUGAAGAUUUCAAGUUAUAUACAUUUAUUUGUCUUCCUAGGUAUAAUUUGUAUCUUAUGUACUACAAUAAAAAGCAUCAAUGUUUAUCUCAUUAGUAAUUCUUUCUGAA